AUGUUGUGCUCGAUCGCUGAGAACAAGUUAAGUUACGACUUGUUGCAGUCCAAGUUGGAGCACGACCCAAACAUCAAUCAGGCAUUGGCCAACUAUGCAAUGUUUGGAGGCAUGGAGCCUUUCAAGAAGGGCAUAGCCAACAUGCUUGAGAAGUACGUCUUCCACUGUGCUGCCAACACUGUCAACACCCAACAUCUCUGCGUUGGUGCUGGUACAACUGCUUUGCUCGAGGGUAUCUUCUUUGCCCUCUGUGACCAAGGUGACUCUGUCAUCAUCCCAUCUCCAAUGUAUCCCGCCUUUGUAACAGACGCGAGAGUCAGAGCUGGCGUCAAGGUCAUCCCAGCCUCACUAACAGACACUGCUGCCGCCGCUGAGGGCAAGGUGGCAUUCAAGAUUAACGUGGAGGAGUUGGAGAGAGCAUAUCAGAAGGGCAAGGAUGAGGGCUCACCGGUCAAGGCCGUCGUGCUCUGCAGUCCAAACAAUCCAACUGGUACAGUGUUCUCAUCGGACGAGCUCAACGAGGUCAUCGCAUUCUGUCGCAAGCACAACAUUCACCUGAUCUCUGAUGAGAUCUACGCUCUGUCAAUCUUUGGCGAAAAACCAUUCGUCAGUGUCUAUGAGCUGCUCGAUGGCAAGCUUGGCAAUGACAUACAUAUCGUGUCGGGCUUCAGCAAGGACUUCUGUCUCAAUGGAUAUCGCGCUGGAUACAUCUACACCCAGAAUGCACAGCUGUUGCGCUACCUCUACAAGGAGUACGUCUUCUUCCAAUGCAGCAACCCAGUUCAAUCCGUACUCGCCAACAUCCUCAACGAUGAUGCCUUCCUCGGUAACUUUAUCCAAGAGAACCAGAAGCGUUUGAAGUCUCAUUAUGCACUUACUCUUCAGUUGUUGAAGGAACAGAACAUACCAUAUAUUGAUUCGGACUCUGGAAUGUAUUUGUUGCUCGAUGUUAGACAAUUGCUGAAGGAGCAGACAUUCGAUGCCGAGUUACCAGUAUGGUGUGAAUUGUUUAAGCAAUCAAAGGUGUUGGUCAACUCUGGCAAGUCCACGCUCGGUGACGUUCCAGGUCUUUUCCGUUUCAUCUUCUGUCACAAGGAGCCACAACUACGCAUUGCCAUCCAACGUUUGGGCAAGGCUUACAACAACAUUUUGGCCACAACAUCCAAGAGUGUUUAG
Molecule: messenger RNA, 1176 nt
Organism: Acytostelium subglobosum LB1
Lineage: Eukaryota; Evosea; Eumycetozoa; Acytosteliales; Acytosteliaceae
Exons: 3
Coding region: 1-1176 (391 amino acids)
Biological process (GO): biosynthetic process; amino acid metabolic process
Molecular function (GO): pyridoxal phosphate binding; transaminase activity
Source: RefSeq, a predicted model, not a curated record